CCAUUACUUUAGAAAUGUCUAGCUAAUAAUAGUCUUGUCCCUAGAUUUCUGAUCUGGUGUGGAUAUAUAUGCACGUGACGUGCAAACCAGCUUUAAUUGUGAGGUUAAGGACUUAGUCACUAGUCAAUUGGCUUUAAAUGAAGUCAGUCCAACUGAAAUAAGUGCUGUGCAAAUACAUCAGUUUCAGCCAAAGCAAAAAAUUUCAUCGAGUAAAACUAACCAUGAGUUUCAGUAGCGAAGCGUUUAUCCAGAUAUUGCUCAUCUUUCUCCUUCUCCCCUCUAGCAUCUGCCAACUUCCCCUUGACACCCUUACGCCAAACCAACCCAUCAGAGACGGCGACGUUUUAGUCUCUAGCAGGAAACUCUUUGCACUAGGGUUCUUCAGCCCCGGAAAUCCUCAGCACCGCCACGUUGGAGUUUGGUUUUACAAAGUUCCAGAGAAAACCAUUGUCUGGGUUGCGAACAGAAACCACCCAGUCAAUGAUUCCUCUGGAGUGCUAUCGAUCAGUGGUGAUGGAGGCCUUGUCAUACACGGAAAGGACCAAAGUACCCCUCUUUGGUCCGCAAACGUUACUCUCUCUUCUCCAAACAAUUUCACAGCCAAGCUUCGGGAUACAGGAAAUCUUGUUUUACUUGAGAAUGGAAACCAAAGAGUUGUGUGGGAUAGCUUUGAUUACCCCUCAGAUACAGUGCUUUCCUCUAUGAAGCUUGGGCUGGACCGGCGGUCCGGGUUGGAGUGGCUCAUAACGUCUUGGAAGUCAAAAGAUGACCCGGGAACCGGGAGCUGUACAUAUGGGAUAGACCCGAGGGGGUCUCCGCAGUUGUUUCUGAAAAAGGAGGGAGGCCCAUUGUGGCGGAGCGGCCCUUGGAUCGGGGACAGAUGGAGCGGUGAACCCCAACUAAGCAGUACCGUUGGACUCUUCAAUUUAAGUUUUGUCAACAAUGAAGACGAGAUAUCCUACAAGCGUGUUGUUGCAAAUGACUCAUUGUUCACAAGGGGGGUGCUAGAUGAAUCAGGAAUAUAUCAACGGCUCAUGUGGAAUGAUAAGGAAAACAAAUGGAUCGAAUUGGUCUCCGACCCGAAUGAGUGGUGUGAUAACUAUGGACUCUGUGGUCCAAAUAGUAACUGUGACCCAUACAAUGACUAUAAGUUUGCUUGCACUUGCCAACCCGGCUUCGAACCCAAAUCGCCUAGUGACUGGUACUUGAGAAUUGGCGUGGGUGGGUGCAUUAGGAAAGCAGGAGUGUCUGUGUGUCGGAACGGAGAAGGGUUCGUGCCGGUGAAUCGUGUAAAGGUACCGGACUCAUCUACGGCAGUACGUGUGAAUAUGAGUUUGAGUUUGGAAGCUUGUAAGCUAGAGUGCUUGAUGGAUUGUUCUUGCACGGCUUACACGAGUGCAGAUGAGCGGGGAGGUGGAAAUGGGUGCUUGACAUGGCACGGGGACUUGAUGGACACGAGGACUUACCCCAAAGUUGGUCAAGAUUUAUAUGUUCGAGUUGAUGCAACUUCUCUAGCUCAAUAUGAGAAAUCAAAUGGCUCUCUUAGCAAGAAGGCGACGCUGGCAAUUUCACUAGGAUCUGUUACAGUUUUCCUUCUCUUACUUACCCUUUAUUGGUUGGUAAGCAUGAAGAUGAAAGGCAAUCGUAGACGAAAUAAAUGUUCAUUUAUACUUACGGCCGGGUCAACCUACUUCGAAGAAUCUUCUGGUGGAACAGCUUUUGAUGAUAGUAGAAUAAACUCAGAGUUAGCAUUCUUUCAUCUAAAAACCAUAACAACCGCCACAAACAAUUUCUCCAUUGAAAACAAGCUUGGAGAAGGAGGUUUUGGCUCCGUUUAUAAGGGCAUACUUCACAAUGGAAAGGAAAUAGCAGUAAAAAGACUAUCCAAGUUUUCUGGCCAAGGAGUUGAAGAGUUUAAGAAUGAAAUUCUUCUGAUUGCAAAACUCCAGCACAGAAACCUUGUCAGGAUUUUAGGUUGUUGUGUUGAAGAUGAAGAGAAGAUUCUAAUCUAUGAAUACUUGCCAAACAAAAGUUUGGACUCUUUCAUCUUUAAUGAAACAAAGAGAGCACUUUUAAAUUGGACAAAACGUUUCGAGAUUAUCUUUGGGAUUGCUAGAGGGAUAUUAUAUCUUCAUGAAGAUUCGAGAUUAAGAAUUAUCCAUAGAGAUCUAAAGGCCAGCAAUGUCCUAUUGGAUAAUUCUUUGAACCCAAAAAUUGCAGAUUUUGGUAUGGCUAGAAUAUUUAGUGGGGAGCAAAGUGAAGCGAAUACCAAUCGUGUGGUUGGAACAUAUGGUUAUAUGUCCCCGGAAUAUGCAAUGGAAGGACUGUUUUCAAUCAAGUCUGAUGUAUAUAGUUUUGGUGUUUUACUGCUAGAAAUCAUCACUGGCAAAAAGAAUGUUGGCUAUUACCAUGAGGAGUAUCCUAAUUCAAAUUUGGUUGGACAUGUUUGGGACUUGUGGAAAGAAGGCAGAGCUGUGGAAAUCUUUGAUUCAUCUAUAGAAGAAUACCUUGUUAGUGAAGUUGUAAGGUGCAUUCAAAUCGGGCUUUUGUGCGUGCAAGAAUAUGCAACAGACCGACCAACCAUGUCAGCAGUUGUUUCCAUGUUAGGUAAUGAUGCAGCUCUUCCUUCACCAAGACGACCCGCAUUUUUACUAAAGAGAAUGACUCCUAGUGGAGAACCAUCCAGCGGUGAAGGAGCUAAUUCAGUAAAUGAUGUCACAUGUACAAUUGUAGAAGGUCGCUAAAGGCUAUUUGUAUGUCUAGUUGCAACGAUAAUCCAAUUGAGCAAUGUAUGGAAGAUUCUAUUAUCCUCCAACUGGGCUUCUGAGUAAUGUAGAAUGUAAUUGGAGUGUUACCUUGAAGCAUAUAGAGAUAAAGAUGAUCUCCAUCCAGAGGAGUUUUAAUCGUAAGUUUCUACCCCAUUGCACCCAAGUAUAUUUGCAAUGUACAUCAUAACUUUUAUUACUGCA
Molecule: messenger RNA, 2969 nt
Organism: Rosa chinensis
Lineage: Eukaryota; Viridiplantae; Streptophyta; Magnoliopsida; Rosales; Rosaceae
Product: G-type lectin S-receptor-like serine/threonine-protein kinase At1g11410
Exons: 7
Coding region: 222-2744 (840 amino acids)
Biological process (GO): recognition of pollen; protein phosphorylation
Molecular function (GO): ATP binding; protein serine/threonine kinase activity
Source: RefSeq, a predicted model, not a curated record